UGACAUAACCAGACAUAACGGAACAUAACGAAGAAUAUACCUAUUAUUAUAAUAUUUUUAUGGAAAAUGUACUAAACUAACCAUAUCAUACUUAAUAAUUAUCGACAAAAUUAAUAUUACAUUUUGCAUAUAGUUAGGUAAAAAAUCUUGUCGAGAAAAUGAACAUUCUGAAUGGCGCUUACUUUUCAAAAUGUAGCCAAAGAGUUUGGAAAAAUUCCUGCUGCUUAGACUCUCUUGUAAAAACGCAGUAUUUUUUAAAGAACUAUAAAGAAGACAAAGUUUUUGCACAGCCGAUGAUUGGUCAGCGAUUGAAAUCUCAAUGUUUCAACAUAAUAUCAAGAAAACCUUUCGAUUUAGUGUUAUGGACACAAAUUCGAUAUCAACAGGGAUAUCCAAAACUGCAUCGCGAUAUCGAGCAUCCCAACUUUGACUACUAUAGGAAGGACAAAUAUAAAGAUCUGAAAAGUACAAAUUGGCAUUCUGGGGAUGAUAAAAAGGGCUACACAAGUUUGAUUGGUUUUGUUGGCCUACUGUGCGGAAUGUAUGGCGCUAAAUCCGAAUUAACACAUUUUUUGACAUCUAUGGGCGCAGCUGCAGAUGUUCGUGCUCUAGCUUCGAUUGAAGUGGAUAUAGCAAAUGUGGCUCCGGGAGCAUGUGUUUCGUACAAAUGGCGUGGCAAGCCCCUUUUUGUUAAGCAUAGAACGCCCGCUGAAAUAUCAGCAGAGGCGAGCACUCCCCUGUCAUCACUUAGGCACCCCGAGACACCGGAACAGCGUACAACAAAACCGGAAUGGCUUAUUGUUAUUGGAAUUUGUACACACUUGGGUUGUGUCCCUGUGCCCAACUCAGGUGAUUGGGCUGGAGGAUUUUAUUGCCCUUGCCAUGGCAGCCAUUAUGAUAACGUCGGAAGAACGCGGAAAGGGCCGGCUCCGCUCAAUUUAGAAGUCCCACCUCAUAAGUUUCUUUCUGAGAAUCUUGUUUUAGUAGGUUAGGCGUAACUACUAAUCCUUCAAAGAUUCAAAUAUUUUUCUUAGGAUAUACCAUAAAUCUCCUAAUUAAUUAAAAUAUUUUUUAA
Molecule: messenger RNA, 1075 nt
Organism: Maniola jurtina (meadow brown)
Lineage: Eukaryota; Metazoa; Arthropoda; Insecta; Lepidoptera; Nymphalidae
Product: cytochrome b-c1 complex subunit Rieske, mitochondrial-like
Exons: 1
Coding region: 159-992 (277 amino acids)
Biological process (GO): mitochondrial electron transport, ubiquinol to cytochrome c
Cellular component (GO): membrane
Molecular function (GO): 2 iron, 2 sulfur cluster binding; quinol-cytochrome-c reductase activity
Source: RefSeq, a predicted model, not a curated record